Anopheles darlingi is the source of this 3896-nucleotide messenger RNA. RefSeq lists its product as uncharacterized. The record is from RefSeq and is a predicted model, not a curated record. NCBI's taxonomy places the organism in Eukaryota, Metazoa, Arthropoda, Insecta, Diptera, Culicidae. The coding region runs from base 697 to 2544 and encodes 615 amino acids. The transcript has 3 exons.
AAUCCUGCCCGCCACAAAGAAGAAAAGCUAUUAAUAUCGGCAUCGGCAACGGAUGAAGCGCAUCCGUCCGUUCCUCUUACCUGUUCCAGCGACAUGUUUCACGUUAAUUAUCUCCCGGUGGAGUUUUUGAUAAAACCUUCCUCAGAGCUAAUCAGGCAAGAAAACGUGUCUUUAAUCGGCAAGACUGCAAGAGUGACAGAGAUAGGCAGUGUGAAGGUGAAAAGAAUAUCUGUUCGGUUCCUGUUUGCCAAAAAGGGGAGGUUGGUCAGAUCCGUAUUGCGUUAAGGGUUGAUUGUUUCACUGCCAGUAACGUCUUCUGCCUAACGCUAUUCUGACGUUGCUGGAUAUUCUGGCCGAAUUCUUGUCUUUGCUUGCUAAUUUUGAUUUGGUAUUUCUUUUGCCAGCGACCGGUGCAUCGGCAGGUGUUCAAAAGAAAUAAGGUAACAAGCAAAUAAGAUUAUUUCCAUUAAACUCAUGGGCCAAACAGCGUAGUUUCCGUUGAUUUAAACGAGUUAAGCCUUUGGCAGCCGGUUUUAUGUUAACCGUGCAGACGACCGUUUGUCAGUUUGACUUAUGCUCGAUAGACGGCUGUGAAUGUGUGCGUGACGCCGCCCGAAACGCGUUACCGUCGUCAUUUUGUAUUUGUAGCGCGCUUUCAUCCCACGCCGCAAAUAAAGUGCGAAACUUCAGAUUGUCAUGGGUGAUACAGACGACAGUGGUCAGUCGCCGUUGUGGCACGAAUUUGACCAGUUUCUGGCGUACAUCGAGGUAAAUCCUGGCCAUCGCCCGCUAGCGUUGGAGCCGGGAGUCGGCGGCGCCAGCAGCACCGACGCGAUGGACGUGUUAGAGGUUAGGUCGGUCGAUUGGGAAACGGCACAGAAUGUUGAUGAGAUACAAGCCGGUCUGCUAGCUUCACAAGACAUGAUGAAUGAACCCAUGGAUUGCGAAAAUGGCGGUGUAUUUGACUCGUGGGACAAUUUCUCCGAUGCUUUGCUCGAGACGACGUUGAAUGCCCCGCCGACCCAGAGCGCUAAGGCCGGUUACGCCAACGAUUUUCAAGAAUCGAUCGCUGUAACUACGGAAAUGGAAACGUCGGUCGUCGAAAAGCCAACGAUUAAAGAAAUAGCGACAAACGGUGGAACGGUCAGCGUACUGAACAAUGAUGGUAAACGGAAACGUAAGCGGGCCGUGGAUAAAAGUUCGAUCAAACUGCUGAUAAAGUUAGCGUCCAGUAUUGCCGAUCUGCAGCCGACAGACGACACGUUCGAUGAAAAACGAGACUCACAGAAGAAACUUAAAUCGAACGCGGUUGAGGAAGUUGAGCAUUAUUUCAGUAAGCCGCUUGGCGACGAUUCGGCUGGAGACUCUAAGCUACAUUCGGACAAUACUUUAGUAGCAUUUACAGUGUCGGAUUUCGAUGCGAUCUGCAAGUUGGCGAUUACCCAUGCCGCAUUAGAAGAUCGCACUGUACGCCCAUUGCCAAGAGUGAAGCUAAAGCCUCAGCCGGCGCCUGUAUGUAAUUCCGAUUCGAAACCGGCCGCAAGGUAUCACAUUGUGGAACUAUACCGCGGGAUGCCAAAAUCAAGUAAAAACAUGUUAAAAGCGCAAGGCUUGCAGCCAGCCCCACCAAUUCAAAAGCGAAAGCAAACGGAAAAAGAUUCUGUGGAGGUUGUACAGCGAAAGAGAAAAAAACCAGACAUACCAAUGCCGCUUCAUGCAGCUAGCAAUAGAAAAAAUCGUGUUACGAGUGCCGUACCUAUGAUACCCAGGAUUGCAGGACAGCAUAUGAAUACUCGUGCAAGUAAUAUGGAUGCCAUGCCCUCAACCAGCGGAACAACUGGAUCCGCAGAAGCAGAAUUGCCCAAACAGUCGGUCGAUGGCCGGCGUCAUCCAAAUGUUCCUUCGAAGUACCGCUGCGGCACAUGCCACAAAAUCUACCUAGGAAAACGUAUGCAACGUCAUCAGUUCACAAAUCCGACCCAUCGCACGGUGGCACAGAUGGAGGAUGAGAUUUCAAAAAGUAUCCAAGAAGAUAAUGUACAGCCAUCGAUCUCUACGGAACUGACACUAACCGGAAAAGAUAAAGGACAACAGACAGGUCGACUGAAUCAACUAAUUCAAAUUGUCUCGGCUGAACCGGAACCCAACCGUACCCGAUUGAUGCAGGAGUUUUGGCAGCAAAUGCGUGAUUUGACACCGAAUCUCACUGACGUCGCGAUGACGGAGGCCGAUCCCAAAGUUUUUGCGCAAGAUUUGGGCAAUCCAAACAUCGGUCAAAUCGAACAACCCAAAACGCUGCACCAGAACGUACAACAUAUGAUGCAGUUUGACCAGGAUAAUUCUGCUCCCGGUGGUCCGGUGAUGGGAGGUGGCUUGGUACGACCGAAUGUACCCCGAGCGGUGAAUGCAGCGCCUCUUGGAAGAAUGGAUACUCCGGCUGCACUGCCAAACGUUAGUAUUUUAGAUGAACUGUUGGCUACGUCCGGUAUACAAUUGUUGGACGACCUCAGUGUUUUGGAACUAGAUCAGCAUGAUCUUUUCUAGUUUCUUACUUGCUUUGGGAUUUUUUUCGGAGAACAGCUAAGAAUGCCAGUCAACCCAUGAACUUUUUUUUGACUGGCAGGCUCAGCGAAAUAAUUGUUGAAGUAAACACACUUUAUCGUAUAGUAUGUUCCCAUGUGCCAUAAGAUGCACGCAAUGUGAACCUGUACCUGAAUUUGCAGUGCUAUCCAGAGUUAAAAAAACAGCAGUUUAUUGUUUGCAUGUUUUGGGAGCUUGUCAGCAGUUGCAAUUGGCAAAGGCACACACUGUAUGCAUGUGUUAACUGUCGGUUACGACAAAUUGAAGUACUUCUGAGAGUGGUUGAUAGGAAAGCGAAAGAAGUAUUAUAAUUGAAUAAGUGCGCUAAAGUAUAAAACACGUGAACUUAACUGCUGAACCUUAACUCUGAUCUGAACCGUUUGAAGUUAAUGGUAGACUACAGAACGGAAGCAAUUAGAUUGCUUUCAUUCGAAUGUGAUCCUAGAAGAUGAUUGUUCCUUUAGAGUUGCGGCAAGAGAUAAAUGUUCGGUUGAUUUGAGAUGAAAUAAGAUUCAAAAUUUCAAUUGAUUGUCAACAGAAGAUUGAGUAUGUUUUGGCUCUCCGAUUCCAGUUAGUUAUGAGAAAUAUCAGUACAUUGAUAACAUCCAUUCCUCCUGAAAUUUUUAUGGCGGUAGGGAAUGGCUUAAACAGAUAAGGCAGCAGAAUUAUAAAACAUUGAAGUAAUUAGUUUCAAAAGGCGAUGGAUUGAACGAAUAGUAUUAGCAAUUACUUUAUAGUUUUUAGAUUGAUCUCUUGGCCGAUUCCGGUUUCUUAAUUAAUAUACGAUACAACAUACUUUUCUUUAUGUAAAAUUCCUUGCUGUGAGGAUUAGCAAGUAUGUGUAAUAUCAAUGCAUUGAUAACAUCAAUUCCUUUAGAGAUGUUGAUAAUGGCGGUUCAAACGCUAGGCAACAGAAUGAUUACAUUGCGGAAAUUUACUAUGUUUGAUUUGAAGUAGCGACCCGCGAACGAACAGUUACAGUGAAAUAGACGGUUAGUCGAUUUCUGUCGCAGGAGGAUUUGAACUUACAAUUGAUUAGCCUAGGUCAGAUGAAGGUUUUACACUUGAUGUGGGCUAGUCUACUAGAAGGCAAAGUUUGAAUUGGUUUUGAAUUCAAUUGAUCAUUUUUGGGAAAAAAAAUCAGUUCAUCAGUUUACAUCCACUUCUGUGACGUUGAAGAUAGUAGUGAAAAGUGGUUUGGUUGCAUCCAAGCCAGUAGAACUAUUGCAUUGGGCAAGUAUUGAACUAAUUUGUAAAACCGAAGGCUACAACGAAUGGUAUUAGCAUUUAUGUGUUUGGUUAGAUUGAUCUCCCCA